AUGGCAGCUGCGCACGAGAGGACCCUCAGCCGAGGACCAGCGCGCCCACCAUCGAAGCCUCCGACCAUCGUCAAGAGCCAGUCGUUGUCCUCUCUGAAGCAGUCGCAUUCGGUCGACAUCCGGCGCAGAGUGCUGGCAGCUGUGGACAAAUACCCGGGCCUGAAGAGCGCGGAGGAGUACGUUGCAGCGAGGGCAGGCGCGGCCCGGGAAAAGGACCGGCAAGCUGAGAAGGAGUACUGGGCCAAUUUGAGGAAGUUCAAGGACGAUGUCAAGUCUGUGUUCAAGCUUCCCUCUGACAGCUACGCCGGCAAGCGAAGCGUGCAGGAUGAGAUCAUGGAGAAGGUGGAAAAGGGCCAAAGAGCCUUGCAAGAGACGGAUGAAGCCUACAAGAUGUGGCUUCAGGCUGGAACUUUCUCCUUGCCGGGAUGUCCCCGAGCGGGUCAUGAAAACUAA
This is a messenger RNA of Symbiodinium necroappetens, 453 nucleotides long. NCBI's taxonomy places the organism in Eukaryota, Dinophyceae, Suessiales, Symbiodiniaceae. The record is from the annotation of a GenBank genome assembly.